Messenger RNA from Nerophis lumbriciformis (worm pipefish), 2406 nucleotides. Lineage: Eukaryota; Metazoa; Chordata; Actinopteri; Syngnathiformes; Syngnathidae. The record is from RefSeq and is a predicted model, not a curated record.
AUGGCCGAGAAGCUUGGACCUGCCGGGUUCAAGCCCGCCAACAUCCUACCCCUUCCUUCCGUGCCGCCGGAACCCAUCGACAUCAUCCGCACCAAAGCCCGUUCCCGCCGAGUCCGUCUGAAUGUCGGCGGUUUAAACCACGAAGUCCUGUGGCGAACUCUGGAUCGGCUACCGAGGACCCGCCUCGGGAAGCUACGGGACUGCAACACGCACGAGUCUCUGAUGGAGGUGUGCGACGACUACAGCCUGAAUGAGAACGAGUACUUCUUUGACCGCCACCCGGGAGCUUUCACCUCUAUCCUGAAUUUUUACCGCACUGGCAAGCUGCACAUGAUGGAGGAGAUGUGCGCCCUUUCAUUCGGCCAGGAGUUAGACUUCUGGGGAAUCGAUGAGAUCUAUCUGGAGUCCUGCUGCCAGGCCCGGUACCACCAGAAAAAGGAGCAAAUGAACGAGGAACUGCGCAGGGAGGCGGAGACCAUGAGGGAACGCGAGGGGGACAGUGAGUUCGACAACACUUGCUGUCCGGAGAAGAGGAAGAAACUGUGGGAUCUUCUAGAGAAGCCUGGUUCUUCUGUGGCUGCCAAGAUUCUAGCAAUCAUAUCCAUCCUGUUCAUCGUUCUCUCCACCAUCGCACUUUCCCUCAACACCUUACCAGAGCUCCAGGAGGUAGAUGAAAAUGGCCAUGCCAAUGACAACCCUCAGCUUGCCCACGUGGAAGCAGUUUGCAUCGCCUGGUUCACCAUGGAAUACCUGCUGCGCUUCCUCUCCUCGCCCAACAAGUGGAAGUUCUUCAAGGGACCACUAAAUGUGAUCGACCUGCUGGCCAUCCUGCCCUACUACGUCACCAUUUUCCUGACCGAGUCCAACAAGAGUGUGCUAAAGUUCCAGAAUGUGCGGCGCGUGGUGCAGAUAUUCCGUAUCAUGAGGAUACUGAGGAUCCUCAAGUUAGCUAGGCACUCCACGGGGCUACAGUCUUUGGGAUUCACAUUGAGACGGAGCUACAACGAGCUAGGGUUACUCAUUUUGUUCCUCGCCAUGGGCAUCAUGAUCUUCUCCAGCUUGGUCUUCUUUGCCGAGAAGGAUGUAGACGCCACCAAGUUCACCAGUAUCCCCGCCUCGUUCUGGUGGGCUACUAUUACCAUGACCACGGUGGGUUACGGGGACAUUUACCCACAGACGUUACCCGGAAAGAUCGUCGGAGGGCUCUGUUGCAUCGCAGGGGUGCUGGUCAUCGCCCUACCCAUUCCUAUCAUUGUGAACAACUUCUCCGAAUUCUACAAAGAACAGAAGCGGCAGGAGAAAGCCAUCAAGAGGCGGGAGGCGUUAGAAAGGGCCAAGCGCAACGGCAGUAUCGUGUCCAUGAAUCUCAAAGAUGCCUUCGCGCGUAGUAUGGAGAUCAUGGAUGUCGUGGUUGAGAAAGGAGAGGAUAAAACCACCAUGGACAACCACCUGUCACCGAGGCGCUGGGGAGGAUCCACCAGGUCAGCCACUUCGGAAACCAACCUCAAGUCGCCAGAUAAGAGGGCCUCCGGAAACGCGGUGGCGGCGCCGAAUUCCCCCCACCGGAUCACCAUCACCACAACCGGGAGUCCGCAGUGGACGAGCCGAACCCCGGAGCACCUCAACGUCCAGAAGUUGGAGGAGCUGUACAACCAGAUGACCAAGUCACAGUCCUUCACAAACCUCCACACGGCUAGCUCUAUUAGCACUCUGAGCACCACCAUUGCCGGUGCAGGCUCGCCUAAAAGAUCCCACAGCCCUGAGCCCACGCUAAAGGAGGAGCUGGAGAUGAAAGAGGUGGACGGAGCCAAGACCAGACACCUCCAGGUGCCUUCGCCUCUCCAUCGGACGGCAGUUCAUCUUUCUUCGGAUGAUUUUUACCAAUCUGUCAACCGAGGUGACGGUUCGGAACUCCAUAUAGAAGAAGGUGAGAGUUUCAGCACCGCCGUGGAGAAUAUUCAGAAAUCUCUCCGCGGGAACAACCCUCUAACAAUCAAGGUGGGAAAGACAUCCACCGAAGGCCCGCCGACGCCCCCUAGCACCACGUCUCCUGGUGACAUCAGCUCCAGCAUUGUAGAGGAAGAGUCGCCAGUAGGAGAGAUGUCGCCUCUCAUGGCCAGCUCAGAGGCUCUUAUCCAAGCCGAAGAGGACGAUGACGAGGCGGGGGAGGCCGGACCGUUGGUAGACACCCCGCCCGGAGACGAGGUCCCGUCUUCGGAGGUAGCAGGUGCUACCGGCGUGCCCCGUUCGCCCAAGACUCAAAACUGUAACCAGGGCGUGUUAGGUCCGGGCGACGGGGAGGUUGAUGAAAGUGGACACAAAGCGGAGAACCACAUUUUCACGCCAGACAUCCACCUGAUACCCGGGGACAGCGGGCUCUCGCCCACCUGCGAGACCAGCAUGUGA